Molecule: messenger RNA, 2863 nt
Organism: Biomphalaria glabrata
Lineage: Eukaryota; Metazoa; Mollusca; Gastropoda; Planorbidae
Exons: 8
Coding region: 242-907 (221 amino acids)
Source: RefSeq, a predicted model, not a curated record
GUGUGUUUGUGUUUUGAAAUAAAAAAAAGAUGACAACAAAAUCAGAACCCGGAAGUGACAAAUCUUUGGACAAGACAUUUCAAAUGGGUUGAGCAGGUCAGAUUGCCUUUUCUCUUCAAAACUUCAAGGUGCCUGGUCUAUUCCUCACGUCUGGGAUAACCUGUCAAUAGCUGACGGUACAGUGUCCGGAUUAAGAAUAGAUUUGAACGGAAGUCUCGUGGUGACCAAACUAACUUGUUUUAUGAACCAAGGAGACUUCUACAUUGUAACAUCAAGCAACCUACGAGGACCUAAAGGAGACUACUCAAUAUUCAUGUGUUGGGAGUUUGUCUCGGUUACCUAUGACACGUUUCUAUUCUAUCAGCUGACUGCACGUGACGGCGUUGUCAACAAUGGUUCCUGGGUUGCAAGAGGACGUAAUGCCAACAUUAGCGAGGAUGACGUCUGCUCGGAGCAAACCCAUUCAGCCAACUAUUACCCCAUGUUCCGAAGAGACAUUGAAGCUUGGAUCAACUUUCCACUGUGUCCAAAGUUUGUAGUUGACCAGGUCCUUGACUGUAGAUCAAGGGCGUCCACUUGUAAGAAUGCUGAUCAAAACUUAUAUAGACCAGAAAGCUCCAUGAUGGCGUGUCAGAGCUUUAAGCUAAAGUGUGCAUUCUUGUAUCUGGCCAACACAGAGCUGGAUGGAGACAAGGUCAUUUGUGUGCAGGGCGAGGAUGCAUUCGGUAACUUCUCUGUUGGAUUUUAUUUGGGGGUUUGCAAAUUGUUACGGAAUGAUCUCACCAUGCCGUGUGAUCAAAGUGGAUGGUCAGCUGUUGCAUGUCAUGGCAGACGUGUUGAACUGGCCUUAACUGGUCCAACAUUUAUUUCUGUACUUUGGAUUUCACGACUAUUUGUGACGUUUUGACUGUGAUACGGCCAAGGGAAGAAACUCAUGCAUGUUAGACUUUAGGCUUACUCCUCUUUUUUCCCAGAGAUUUAUUAAAAUUUUGUAUUCUUAUUCUCGAUCAAUAGAUCAAAAAAGAUAUACUCAAUUUUGUAUGCACCUGAUUUUUUGACUAUUCGUGAUCAAUCAAAUACAAUUCUUAAUAAAAUUUUGUUGUUGACUCAUAAGUAACAUAUCCCUUAUAAACACUCCAGUUAUCGGAAAUAUAUCUGAAACGAAAGAGUGCACGACGAACAAACUCCCAAUUAUCAAUAUGAUAUUAUUUCAAGGGAGAGAACGAGAGAGAGAGAAAACUAGAAUAAGAGAAAAAGUAAGAGAGAAAGAAAGAAAUAGAGUUAGAUAGAACAAAGAUGUUAGAAAGAGAGAGAGAGAAAGGAAAUGAGAGAAAAAGAGAAAUAGAAAAAGAAAUAAGAGACAGAGGGAAUAUAGAAGAUUAAGAAAAUGACGGAUUGAAACUAAAGCUAUCAGAAAGAAAGAUGGAUUAAGAUUAAAAAAUAAAGCAUUAUUUAUAUAGGUAUAUAUAUAUAUAUCCUCCUAUUGUAUAGACACAAAUCUGCCUUUCUAUUUCCCCAAUCAUGUGUACUGUUGGGAAAUAUGUUUCUUCAAAUCGAAGCAUUGCCGAAAUAUUGAUCCGAAUUAAUCAGGCGUACAUUGACGAUUUCACCCAGCAGACGAUAUGAUUUCUCUUAAAUAUUAAAGAUAAUAUAAGCUACCAUGUAGUGAUUGAUCUAAAUAAAUCCUUUGAUCACACUCUGUAACCUGUGUUUGAUCUAUCCUUAUCAAACUCAGUCAUGUACGUAAAAGAAUCUAUAAAAUAUCAAUCAAAAAGCAGAUACAUUGUUCAAUUGUGUGUUUUGCACAGAAAUAACCAAUUGCAAUACAGAAACACGCCAUUAGCAACAAUUCUUAUUAAGACACGCUCACAUGAAUUAAAGAACUAGACAGUUUAAAGGAAAAAAAAAAGUUUAUUAUAAUAAAUGUUAAUUUAAUGUGUUGCUAUUGGACAAAAAUAUAUUAGGUCAUACCUGGAUUAGCUUGUCACUUGUAAUGUUGCACUUUAUCCUCGGACCAGAAGAUAUUCGCAUUAUUACUUUGUUCAUGCGUUAUUUUGGGUUCACAAUUUUUUGCACAUACAGUUUCACGCCAGGGCCGACCUUAGGCAUAAGCAAACUAGGCAGCCUGGGGCCUCCUAUAGGUGUGGACCUCGCACGGGACUAAAAAAAAAAAUUAGAGAAAAACAUACACAAUAGAUGGAUCAGUUCUCAAUCAUAGUACAGCACUCGACUAUGACUAUGCUUGCUAGUCUAACACUGUCUCCUCUAUUGAAAUUCAAGUUAUUAGUCGAUUUAGAUAUAGAAGGGCAAGUUUUUAUCAAUUGCUUCUUUUUUUAUUUUCUGGCUUUCCUUUUUUUUUUAUUGUUUCAUUUUGGGCUCCCAAAUUCACUUCGUCUUGGGCCUCCAAUUAUACAAGUUGUAGCAGUUGUAGCAGAAGUUUUCUGGUGAUGUCUUCCUUACACAUAUGAUUGUCGUUAUGAAGGUAGAAGGUUCGAUUAUCUCCAUCUGCCUUAAAUAUCCCUUAUAGCGAGUAAAAAUUACUUAAUGUAUUCCUUUUCUUUAUUGCGAAUUUCAUGGGCGAUCGGUCUUUGCAGUUUCGCAUUACAUACAUCAUUGAAUACCUAGAACGAAUACGAUUCUAUCAGAGGGUCAAUCAGGCCUUGUUGGCAGUUCUGGGCCAAAGUCAAAAUAUUCUCAUCCUGUGUCGAGAGCGAUUUCAAACACAAGGGCAAUUGAGAGAAAUGUGAAGUUGUUGGCCUUGACUAGUUCACACGGAACCGGUCAAAACAACUGGACAAAUGAUCAUUACUAUACAUUGAUCUGUUCCUAUCAGACCCAGUCAUGUACGUAAAAGAAUCUAUAA